Molecule: messenger RNA, 1650 nt
Organism: Hemiscyllium ocellatum (epaulette shark)
Lineage: Eukaryota; Metazoa; Chordata; Chondrichthyes; Orectolobiformes; Hemiscylliidae
Product: nuclear receptor subfamily 5 group A member 2-like
Exons: 9
Coding region: 40-1650 (536 amino acids)
Biological process (GO): hormone-mediated signaling pathway; tissue development; regulation of transcription by RNA polymerase II
Cellular component (GO): RNA polymerase II transcription regulator complex
Molecular function (GO): nuclear receptor activity; RNA polymerase II cis-regulatory region sequence-specific DNA binding; zinc ion binding
Source: RefSeq, a predicted model, not a curated record
UCCAACUUCAGGUUCACUCAGCGAUCGGAAUCAAACCAAAUGUUGCUACAGAAUCCUAAGAUUAAGAUGGAGUUCCCGUUUGAAACUGCCUAUGAGGAAUUGUGUCCGAUUUGUGGAGACAAGGUAUCGGGAUAUCACUAUGGCCUUCUGACCUGUGAAAGUUGUAAGGGCUUUUUCAAACGCACAGUUCAGAAUAACAAACGCUACACCUGUGUAGAAAACCAGUGCUGUCAAAUCGACAAAACCCAGAGGAAACGAUGCCCUUACUGUCGGUUCCAAAAAUGUCUGACUGUCGGAAUGAAGCUGGAAGCUGUACGGGCAGAUCGCAUGAGAGGAGGUCGGAAUAAGUUUGGGCCCUUGUAUAAGCAAGACAGGGCGCUGAAGCAGCAGAAGAAGGCUCUCGUUCAUGGCAGUGGAAUCAAAUUGGACCCUGCCCCCUACGUAAUGCAAGGCGUACCAAAGGAGCUCAGUGCCCCCGUCCCCAGUGAGAGCCUACACUCUCCGUCCAAAUGCCUUUCCUUCAGCUACCACGGCCUGUCAGCGGGGGAUUGCGAGAGCGGUGUGGCGGGCACUAUGCCAGUCAACGUCCCCCUGGCUGCAAACGGAACCCUGCCGGGUUACCACCUGUGCAACCCCUUCCUGAGCUGCCACGUCAAGUCGGAGCAUGUGGACCCCAGAUACCCGGGCUCACCCGAGCCGUUGCUCAGCAGCCCGUACCCAGAGGCCUACAGGCCCAGUCCCUCGGCCGCUGUGCCCCAGCUCAUCCAAGAGCUGGUGAAGUGUGAACCAGAUGAGGCACAGGUCCAGGCAAAGAUCUUAAGCUACCUCCAGCAAGAGCAGACCGCCAGGGGGAAACACGAGAGGCUCAAUACAUUUGGAAUCAUGUGCAAGAUGGCUGACCAAACCUUAUUCUCCUUGGUGGAGUGGGCCAGAAGCAGUAUAUACUUCAAGGAGCUAAAGGUGGAUGACCAGAUGAAACUUCUCCAGAAUUGCUGGAGUGAACUACUAGUCAUGGACCAUAUCUACCGACAAGUGGCCCACGGGAAGGAGUCGAGUGUCCUCCUGGUAACAGGGCAACAGAUUGAUCUAUCAACCAUCAGUUCGCAAUCAGGAGCCACGCUGAAUAACCUGGUGAGCCGUACGCAGGAGCUGGUCACGAAGCUCCGCGCUCUGCAGACUGACCGGCACGCGUUUGUCUGCCUGAAGUUCCUGGUGCUCUUCAGCCCUGACGUGAAGAAUCUGGAAAACCGACCCUUUGUAGAGAGCAUCCAGGAGAAGGUCAACAGAUCUCUGAUGGAGUACACAAUGUGCUUCCCACAGCAGGCUGACCAGUUCGGACAACUACUCCUGAGGCUCCCUGAAAUCCGAGCCAUCAGCAUGCAGGCCGAAGAAUACCUCUACCUCAAGCAUUUAAACGGAGACAUUCCUUGCAAUAAUCUGCUGAUUGAAAUGCUCCAUGCCAAGAGGUCAACAUCACUGAGGAUGUCAAGGGCUGAUAUGGAAUCGGCACUUCGUGAGAAUCCAGGUUGGUCAGUGAUGGAAAGGAGUGUUGUGCUUUCCCGAUUCAUGGUGGAGAGAAUCAGCUCAUCAUUGCAAUCCACACUGAGUUUGACCGUGCACCAUGAAUUCCUGUGGUUGUUCGCCACCUAG